This is a messenger RNA of Lathyrus sativus (Indian pea), 1089 nucleotides long. The record is from the annotation of a GenBank genome assembly. NCBI's taxonomy places the organism in Eukaryota, Viridiplantae, Streptophyta, Magnoliopsida, Fabales, Fabaceae.
AUGGGAUCUGCAACUACAAAUGAAAUUGAAAUCAAGUUCAAAUCGAAUUCUGAUAAUAGGAUGCAUGAACUCAAAGCUUUUGAUGAGACAAAAGCUGGUGUUAAAGGCCUUGUUGAUGAAGGUGUUGUCAAAAUCCCAACCUUAUUUCAUCAUCCACCUGAUAAGCUUUCAAACCCCACAAAUUCAACCAAUAACGAACACAUCGUUCCUGUUAUAGACUUUACAAAUACAAGGCAAGAUAUUAUAAGCAGAAUAAAGGAAGCUUCUGAGACAUGGGGUUUCUUUCAAGUGGUUAAUCAUGGUAUACCUUUGAAUGUUGUUGAGGAUAUGAAAAAUGGUGUGGCUAAAUUCUUUGAACAAGAUACUGAAGUAAAGAAAGCGAUGUAUACUAGAGAUUGGACAAGACCGUUUGUUUAUAAUAGUAAUUUUGAUUUGUAUAGUUCACAAGCACUUAAUUGGAGGGAUACUUUUAAAUGGAACAUUGCUCCUAAUGCUCCAAAACCAGAAGAUUUGCCACUAGUAUGCAGGGAUAUAGUUCUGGAAUAUGGAGCACAUGUAGAGAAACUUGGAAUGACACUCUUUGAAUUACUAUCAGAAGCUCUUGGAUUGGAUCCAAAGCAUUUAAAAGAAAUGGAUUGUUCUAAGUGGAUUAUGCUACUUGGUCAUUACUAUCCUGCUUGUCCUCAACCAGAAUUAACUAUGGGAACCACCAAACACUCUGAUGGUAGUUUUCUGACUGUGCUUCUCCAAGAUCAUAUCGGUGGGCUUCAAAUUCUUCAUGAGGACAAGUGGAUUGAUGUACCCCCAAUCCCUGAGGCUCUUGUUGUUAAUAUUGGCGAUCUUCUACAGCUUGUGACAAAUGAUAGGUUUAAGAGUGUUGAACACAGAGUACUGGCGAAUAGCAUUGGUCCUAGAAUAUCUGUUGCAUGCUUUUUUAGGGGUCAAGAAAAGCUCUACGGACCUAUAAAAGAAUUAUUAUCAAAAGACAAUUCUCCCAAAUACAGAGAAACCACUACUACUAAUUAUCUAGCUUACUAUAAAGCAAAAGGUCUUGAUGGCAGUUCUGCUCUUCAACAUUUCAAGAUUUGA